AUGUUUACACUAGUCUUCUGUUUGGCCACCUUGAUAAUCCUACCACCAUCUCCGACGACCUGCAGUGCCUCCUCCUCCUCUCCAUCUGUUUCUGCUCUCUGCUUUGGCGAUUCCACGGUGGAUUUCGGCAUGAACAACGGCCUCCUCGCCUUUGAUAAAUGCAACCAUCCCCCUUACGGCAAAGACCUGCCGGGGCACGUCCCUACUGGAAGGUACUCCAAUGGAAAGAUUGGAACUGACUUUAUGGCCUCAGACUUGGGACUCAAGGACCUCUUGCCUUACCUCGACCCGAGACUGACCGAGCCUGAUUUGCUCACCAGGGUCAGCUUCGCUUCGGGAGCUUGCGGGCUAGAUGACUACCUGACCUUGGAGUUGAGCCAUACAAUCUAUAGCAUGGGGGAUCAGUUGGAGUAUUUUGAUGAAGCCCUAGGGAUGACUAAGAGAAAUGUUGGGGAGAAUAAUGGUAGCCAGAGUGAAAAUGCACUGUUUGUGAUUAGUUGGCCUGUUGGGACGAAUGACUUGAUACUGAACGUGUAUGAGUUUCCUCUAACCCAGAGGAAAACUCAGUUUACGUCUACAGAUCAGUACUCUGAUUUUCUGCUCCAGAAACUUGGGUCCUUCAUUCAGGCUCUGCACAGUAGGGGAGCACGGCGGUUUGCGGUGGCGGGUUUUCCACCGAUCGGAUGCCUACAACAGACGUUUGGCAUAGACUCUCAGACCUACAACUCCAAGCUUCAAGCCCUUCUCUCGAGUUUGCAAACCACACUCCCUAAUUCAAGGCUAGACUAUUUUGACAUCUACAACCCCAUGAUGGACAUGUUGAACAACCCAAAUAAAUAUGGGUUUGUGCAAGUAAGUGAAGGAUGCUGCGGAACUGGGCUGCUUGAGUUGGGGCCUCUCUGCACACAGCUUUCGCGGACGUGCCCGGACGUGACGAAGUAUCUUUUCUGGGAUACAGUUCAUCCUACUGAAGUAGGAUUUUCUGUUAUUGAAGACUAUAAUAAGAAGACUAUAUCGCAGUACCUUGAUUAG
This is a messenger RNA of Argentina anserina (silverweed cinquefoil), 1032 nucleotides long. Its product is annotated as GDSL esterase/lipase At2g40250-like. NCBI's taxonomy places the organism in Eukaryota, Viridiplantae, Streptophyta, Magnoliopsida, Rosales, Rosaceae. The record is from RefSeq and is a predicted model, not a curated record. Gene Ontology annotation, molecular function: hydrolase activity, acting on ester bonds.